Molecule: messenger RNA, 1821 nt
Organism: Aspergillus nidulans FGSC A4
Lineage: Eukaryota; Fungi; Ascomycota; Eurotiomycetes; Eurotiales; Aspergillaceae
Product: putative MYND domain protein
Exons: 2
Coding region: 1-1821 (606 amino acids)
Biological process (GO): chromatin remodeling
Source: RefSeq, a predicted model, not a curated record
AUGGCAAUCGACACAGAGAGGCUCCUCCAAGACCGCGCUGCUGCAACAACUGAGCUCUAUGCGGACCCGCACAACCCCUCUCGCCAUCUAACGCGCGCUAGGAUCCAUGAGCGCCUGGGCUUCCCUGAUCUUGCCUCGGCAGAUGCAUAUCGUGCUCUGUCGUUGCUGGACUCGGUUGUUGACCCGGAUGGAUGUGAGUUUCAUGCUAGGAAGAAGGUGACGCCGGCACCGACACCGACACCGGCCAAGGUACCAGAGGAGGAUGAGCAGGUGGAGGAAGAGGAAGAUGAAGAUGAAAACGACGGAUUCGAACCCAUCACGGAAGAGGAAUACAGAUCCAUGAUUGGUGAUACCUAUUGUCUGCUCGUGAACGGUCUCAAGCAAUGCGGGUGUCUGCGUGAUGCGUACGAGUUUGCUCACCGUGGGCGUGUCGUGCUGGAUGAGUUGUUGACUGAUGGGAAAGAGAUUGAGGGGUUGCAAGUGCUGAAGCAGGAACUCACUAAUCUGACUCUGGAGAUUGGACGAGAGAGCAGGAUGUCGAACGGAGCUGGGAAAGGCCAGGGGCUCGCUGACGACUGCGGGGAGUUCAAUGAUAAGACCAGACUCGACCCUAGCAAACUCAAGGCGCAGGGUUUCGCCCGUCGAAUCCUCUAUCCCUGGAACGAGCACGAGCCAAAUCGUAAGUCACCGGAGACACUGCGCCUCCUAAACGAGCGACUCAGGGACAUUGCGCCCAAGUGCGAGGUGCGAGCGGUUGCGUUGCCUGUUCUGCAUGAAACUACCACAGCCAACAAGAACAAGGAGAAAGAAGACGAAGGAGAACAAGAAGAGGAAGAGGUCUCUAUCCAACUUGGCCUCUUCGCCAAAGAAGAUCUCGCCCCCGGUGAAACGAUCCUUCACGAAUCCUCCCUAUUGACAGCUACGAAUCGUCUCCACGACGACACCUGCGACGCCUGCAACGGCCCCCUUCCGCCACUAUCCUCUGAGAACCCACCCGUCGCGUGCGCCGAAUGCUACGACAUCAUCUUUUGCUCGCAGACGUGCCAUGAUCAAGCGCAGGUAACCUACCACGGCGCCGUCUGCGGUCUCAUGGAGAACCUCGAGUCUAUCGGGAAGGACAUACCAGACCCCAAGGAUAAAGCAGACUACCUCUACCUGCUUCUACUUGGCCGCGCACUGGCCAUGGCUCAAACACAAGAGGUGAACCCGCUGGACUUGGAUGAGGUCAAGUACAUAUGGGGCGACUUUGUACCCUACGUCACAUCCGAGCUUGUCUCAUCCCCACCUGCCAAACAGCAAAACCUCAAGUCAGACUCUGUUGAAGAGCAGACUAAACGACAUAGGCAGAGACUAGAAACACUCCCCUUUAGCUUCCACCUCUCCAUUUUGCAACCUAUGCGUAUUGUUGAGGAAAUGGGACUGGAUCCGUACGCCACGCUACACCGCUAUGACACGUGGAUUCUGAAUACGCUCUAUGCAAAAUUCAGGGGCACGGCAUCGGGCCGCCUCUCGACGUGGGAUGGCGGGCCCGAGACGUGCGCGGUGCAUCCGCUUUGGUGUCUUGCCAAUCAUAGCUGUGAUCCGAAUGUUCGAUGGGAGUGGGGCGGAGAGAUUGCGUUUGUGGUUCGUGGGGAUGAGGAGAGGGUUGUUUGGAAGAGACAGGGCGAGGAGAGGGAAAAGGCGAAGGGGGGAAUUCGGAAGGAUGAGGAGAUCCUGAAUCAUUACUGUGAUGUGGAGUUGAAUGUUAAGGAGAGGAGGGAGUGGGCGGCUGGCGCUUUGGGCGGGAUGUGCUUGUGUAAGAGUAGUAUCUGGUACGAGUAA